AUCGAUUCCAUCUUUGUCGUCUAUCGCGGCCACUCAUAGUUCGAUUACGACUAAGUUAAAACCCACUUGAACUCUUCAUUACAUACUCUAAUCCCCAAAUGUCAUUUACACGCAAAGCAAAAGGUGACCCCAACGAUACCGAGCUUUGCAAACGGCUGUGGCCAGCUUUGGCGGACAAAGUCUACCUCUCCGGUCAAUAUAUGACACUGGCAACAUGCGUCAGAAGUACACUGAAUACCUGGCGGUAUUCCCUCAAUCAGCUGUCGCCAGGGAUCGAGAACAUCGGAAAAGUUUUUGAGGCCAUGGAUUCCAUCAGGAAGUCGCCCCAAAUGCCCAGGGAGAGCCUGGUGGAGGCGUUUAAGCCCAGUGCUGCAAACCUAGGAAACCAAGAUUGCGACGUGCAGAACGUCAUUUCCUUGACAGCAUCUCUCGCAACAAUGACGAUGAUUCAAAUUAAUCCCGAACCAAAUACAUUUUCUGGUCCAGUAGCGAUAUGGAACCCUACGUCAUCGUUGGGAGAGGCCGUAUCUGAUUUCUAUCAGCCAACACCAGAUCCAGAGUUGAAAGCUGCAGCCCUGGACACGCAUCUCACUGCAUGCUCGCUCGCCAAGUUCCAAGGCUACACUAUUGUGUGGGCUGACUUCCUAAAUGAGCAUCUUCGUAUCGACGAGGAAUUGAGGCUUGUCUGGAUUUUCCAGCACAAGAUAUGGCUCUCUUCGCAAGUGGGCCGACCGGAUUGCUUGGUACCACAAUCUGUGCUGCUCGAAGCGCUCGACACACUCAAUGUGCUUCUCCCUCCGGACGAUGACCACACCAGACGAUUUCUACAGAGGCGAGAACAAGAAUUUUACAGCUUGGGUUAUUGUGGCAGAGUCCCAAGCACCGACUUAAAGAAGUACGCCAUCUGGGGAACGAAGAUGGACCGGCUUUUGAGCGUCGCAAAAGGCCCAAGAAGAGGGAUUUGGCAGUUUCUCCCCACUCCAGAUCGAUUCAAUGUCUUGGAGUCAGCCAACUUCGUGAUUGCGUGUGUGGCGCUCGUGUUUUCGAUUGUGGGAUUCGUGUUGGGACUGGUGUCUAUCAUCUACGCAAAAUUGUCGUAUCAGAUCGGGCUGGAGUCUAUUGACAUAUCGAAGGUGUCUCUUGAUGUGUCCAAUGAGUCUCUGGAGUUGACAAGGCUGCAGUACCUUUUGUCAGUUGCACAGGCUUGUUCGGAUCCUGACCAAGCGCGAUUAUUGCCAGACUUUUGUUCUGCGGAGGCCUAGAGCUAGAUGUGGCAGAGAUGCCUUGUGGUUGUAUUCAUACCAA
Colletotrichum acutatum is the source of this 1305-nucleotide messenger RNA. RefSeq lists its product as uncharacterized. Lineage: Eukaryota; Fungi; Ascomycota; Sordariomycetes; Glomerellales; Glomerellaceae. The coding region runs from base 99 to 1262 and encodes 387 amino acids. The record is from RefSeq and is a predicted model, not a curated record. The transcript has a single exon.